AUGAUUCUUCCUCCUUUCGAUUUCACCAUUUUCCCAAGAAAAUGAACUUUUUCAAUGAAAGUUCAGCCUUUUCCUCCCUUCAUAUCCAAACGCCUCCCCACUACUAUAUAUGUAUGACCCAUCUCAUUUCUCCACCCCCACCAUUGCACGCCUCCCUCUUCUAUGUUUACUCAUUGCUUCAGACUACCCCUUCUGCCUGAACCAAUUUUCUCUAACCCCAAUCAGCAAAAAAUGGCACCUUCCCUCCACAGUUCAAGAACCAACGCCGCCCAGACAAACCCAAUUUCCUGCGAUCCAAACAGGUCCCAAAUCGACAAUCACGUAUACAAUUACCAGAAAUUAUGCUCACCCAUCAGCCAAAACCAGCCAAAACCCAUCUGCACGCGCCCGGACGUUGAUCUCGAUGAAGGUGGAGAUGAUCUGUGGCUGAGAAUGAAAGAUGAAGCUAAAUCGGGCGUUGAACAAGAACCCAUAUUGUCAAGUUACUAUUAUGGUUCAAUCUUGUCUCGUGAUUCACUAUCAAGUGCUCUAGCCAAUCAUUUGUCAGUUAAGCUAAGCAAUUCUAGCCUUCCCCUUGGUACCCUCUAUGAUCUUUUCCUGGGGUUGCUUGUAGAGGAUCAAGAAAUUAUGAGAGCAGUUCAAGAUGAUUUGAGGGCAGUGAAAGAGAGGGACCCUGCUUGUAUCAGUUACGUCCAGUGUUUCUUGAAUUUCAAAGGGUUUAUAGCGUGCCAGGCUCAUAGGGUGGCACAUAAGUUGUGGUCGCAGGGGAGGAAAACCCUGGCACUUGUGAUACAGAACAGGGUUUCUGAGGUUUUUGCGGUGGAUAUCCACCCCGGGGCGAAGAUUGGACGGGGGAUAUUGCUCGAUCACGCGACCGGAGUGGUGAUCGGAGAGACCGCGGUGAUCGGAGACUAUGUGUCAAUCUUGCAUAAUGUGACUUUGGGUGGCACUGGGAAGGCUAGUGGAGAUAGGCAUCCAAAAAUUGGGGAUGGGGUUUUGAUAGGAGCAGGGACUUGUAUUUUGGGCAAUAUUAGGAUUGGGGAUGGGGCUAAGGUUGGGGCAGGGUCAGUGGUGUUGAAGGAGGUGCCACCAAGGACUACUGCUGUUGGGAACCCUGCUAGGCUUAUUGGAGGGAUGGAGAACCCUAUUAGGCUUGAUAAGAUUCCUAGUUUUACCAUGGACCAUACUUCACAUAUUUCUUAUGCGCCUGAUUAUGUUAUUUAGAGUCCCAUUGGAUCAUGAUCACAGAUGUUAUGAGCCCCCGGAAGCGGUGUAUCGUGCAGAUUCAAAGUUGGUGUGAUAUAGGCUACUGCACUCGAAACAUAACCGAUCCGUAAGUUCUACUACUAUUUACUUAUCUGGGUAAGUAGUAUUGUUGUUAUAACUUUCUAGGAAGUUUGGCGGGUUUUUGUUUGUGUUCUUCGUGAGAACAGAAGUUCUCCUGUUAGCAAGCAGGAUUCCUUUUUAACUAAUAAUGCAUGUACACUUGAUGAAUAAGCUGUUUGGUCUUGGAAUUUCUUGUUUUCACUAUUAGGUUAGUCUCAAACAUGUUGACAAGGCCCACUAUGUACUAUUGGAUUGGUAUCAAAUGAGAAUGAUUUCUUGUCA
This is a messenger RNA of Rhododendron vialii, 1608 nucleotides long. RefSeq names its product serine acetyltransferase 1, chloroplastic-like. Gene Ontology annotation, molecular function: L-serine O-acetyltransferase activity. The transcript has a single exon. Lineage: Eukaryota; Viridiplantae; Streptophyta; Magnoliopsida; Ericales; Ericaceae. The record is from RefSeq and is a predicted model, not a curated record. Gene Ontology annotation, cellular component: cytosol; cytoplasm. Bases 163 to 1224 code for a protein of 353 amino acids.